AUGUGGAAGGUUCGAAACGAUAAGGUAUGGAACGACAGGGAAUGGACUUUGAGUAUGAUUGUUGCCCAGGUGGAAGCUUUGGUUUUGUCUUGGAAGCAGGCUUACCAUUCUACAACACCACAAGGUAAUUCUCAUUCCCCAAUUAAAUGGUUCCCUCCUUCAGCAGGCUAUCUUAAAUGCAAUAUUGACGCAGCUUUACUGGAGGAUUGCAUGGGGUUUGGGGCGGUACUUGGGGACCACGAAGGGAAGUUCAUUACCGCAUGUGUUGGGCGGUACAUGAGUUGUAGUCGCGAUCCGUACAUAGCUGAGACAAUGGCAGUGAAAGAAGCGCUUACCUGGCUCAAGAGUCGUAAUAUUUCACAUGUCGUAGUUGAGUCUGAUUGUUUGAAUUUUUGUUCCACUUUUAAUUCUUUAUCUCCGGAUCUUUCGUAUGCUGGUUUAAUAGUUAAGCAAUGUCGGUCGAUUGCUAGAGACAUUGGGGACAUUGUUGUCUGCCAUGUUAAGAGGUCAGCGAAUCAUGUGGCUCAUGUGCUUGCACAGGUAGCUAGUUCUUUUCCUGUCCUUACCAUGUGGGAUUCUAUCCCGCCAAGUUGUAUUUCUGAUUUGGUUCUAGUUUGA
This is a messenger RNA of Ipomoea triloba (trilobed morning glory), 618 nucleotides long. RefSeq lists its product as uncharacterized. Bases 1 to 618 code for a protein of 205 amino acids. The record is from RefSeq and is a predicted model, not a curated record. The transcript has a single exon. Gene Ontology annotation, molecular function: RNA-DNA hybrid ribonuclease activity; nucleic acid binding. NCBI's taxonomy places the organism in Eukaryota, Viridiplantae, Streptophyta, Magnoliopsida, Solanales, Convolvulaceae.